Molecule: messenger RNA, 943 nt
Organism: Trichomonas vaginalis G3
Lineage: Eukaryota; Parabasalia; Trichomonadida; Trichomonadidae
Product: organellar and viral DNA polymerase type B
Exons: 1
Source: RefSeq, a predicted model, not a curated record
AUGGGAUCAUUAGUUCAUCAGUUACUUAAUGAAGCUCCAAUAGCAGAAGUACAAGAAUUAGCAUCUAAAGUCCUUGAAUCAAACUAUGACUUCUUCCUUUGUAGUAUUCCUUCGUUAAGGAAGAUCGAGAUCUUUGACUAUACAGCUUAUUCAGAUGUUGAUGCUUCUGCUUUGAGAAAAGGAACGUACACACCAUAUAAACUCACAGCUGAAGAACAAGUUAUGUUAGAUACGAUGAGAGCAGCAGGUCAAGAAAAGAUCGCACUCAAGAUCAUCAAACAAAACCAUUCAAAGAAGAGAAACAGGUCACGUAAUGGUCAGCUUUGGACAUGGACAUGCAAAUUACCUAUUAACUUAGAGAGGUAUCAGAUCUUCAACGAACUUAAUGCAGAGACAGCAAAGAAGAUGAUGAAAGAUUCAUGUUUCAUCUACGCUUGUAUUCAAGCUGGUGUUGACGAAGCAACAAUUAAUCAUAUGAGGGAAAUCAUUCGUGUCAAAGAUUUUCCAAUGUCAAAGAUUAAGGUUAUUGCCAAAGAAACAGGAAUAAGGUUCCAUGUCAUCAAAUACAACGAGAAGUAUUCAAAUCAUUCAUAUACUUAUGAACCAGAUGAAGAACCAAAGAUGACAGUAGAACUUUUAUUAAUGUAUGACCACUACAUGUUGAACGAAAAGCUUCCAAUAAGUUCAAUGUUCAUCAAGAACUAUGAAGAUGUUUGUAAGUUGUGCAAGGAUUGGACUUUAGAGAAGAAGAUGUUAGUUAACAGAAGAUAUGAAACAAGGUAUGCAAUUAACUCAAAGUUAGUUACACCACUUGCAAAAGUCAUUGAACUCUUGUUUGCUAACAAUUAUUUCGAACCAAUUAGAACAGGAGAACUUUGCACAUACUUCACAACGAUGUAUAAUGAGAACCUUGAAGAAAUGAUUGACCUCACAUACAAUGAGC